AUGGCGCCGCCGGCUUCUAAGGCAUCGCCGGUCCCCUGUGCUCGGGGCGUGGGGUUGGCCGUCUUCUUUCUGCUGCUUGCCUCGGUCGAGGGAGACGGAAAGUUAUUUGUCCUUGGACCCAGGAACAGCUCCCAGAAUCUGGAUUUAGCAAUGGCUCAGCAGUUAUGUGCUACUGUAGGAGCUCAUUUAGCCAGCGCAGAAGAACUGAGAAGAGCUGUCAGGGAUUGUUCCUUUGCUGUGUGCACCAGUGGUUGGCUAGCUGAUGGCUCUAUUGGGACAACUGUAUGCAACAGAACAGGCAUCAAGCCACAGAGCAUGAAAGUUAUUGAAGUUCACCUUGAAAUGGAUCCUUUGCCUGGUGGCAGAUAUGAUGCUUUUUGUGUGAAGGUUGAAGGCCGGCCAUGUGGGGAUCCUCCAUCCUUCCCUCAUGCCAUUCUUCAUGAUCACACUGGGUUUGAAAUGGGAGAUGAACUGCAUUAUGUCUGUGCCCAUGGAUAUGUUAUGAGUAACAAAGACAUGGCUUUUACUUUGCUGUGUCACACCUGUGGGGAAUGGUUUGGUCAAGUCCAGGCUUGUGUCAAAGAUGAAACUGAGAGACAUAUUGAUUAUGAAGAUAAUUUUCCUGAUGACCGAUCCAUGCCUAUUGAGGAACAUAUCAAGAAGGAAGAGGAAAAGGAACAUAAACCGGAGCAAAUUUCAGAGGAUGGCAACAAGACUGAACCUGCUGAUGGCAAUAACCACAUUGGUGAGAAAACUGUGUACAGUGAACAGGGCAACAGAAUGAUAUACAAAAGUGAGGACUUCCUCAUUGAACCCAUCAUUGUGAGUAAUGAUACAAAAGCAACAAAAAGCAUAGAUUCUAAUGCAAAUGAUUCCUGGCUUGACGGUUACCCUGUUACUCAAGAAGCAGUUGAAGCACAGGAAGAGAAAGCAGAUAAAAUGGUUGAAUCUAUGGGGACAGAAAAUAUCACUACUAAUCCACCAAAUUUUGUAGGAGUUAGAAAAACAAGUACCAGCAGCCUAGAAAAGGAUUUUACACAGACUGGAACAGUUCCAUCAAGGACACGUGAUAAGGUCAAAAAAAUACCAGUAAUGCUGUUGCCAACAAUUGGUCUAGAGAAUGUGAACAUAAGCAAAGAUUCUGAUGAUGUCCUCAGUUAUGACCUAACAAGACCAAUGGAACUCGCAUCUGUAACUACAGUGACUACCUUGAAUUUGGCCACCUGGGAAACUUCUACAAUGUUCCAGCUUGUUGAUCACAUUCUAUUGCCAGAGGAAGACGAAACCAUGGUUUCCCUAAUGCAAACUAUUACUACUGCAGCUUCUCAAAAUGCAUCUACUGAUACAAUAACAGAUGAUGAGACAGAAGCUCUGACCUAUGGACUAGAUGGAAAGCAUAUAACCACUUUUGAACCAUGUACAGGAGUAGAUUGUUCCAGCGUAGAUAAAGGCCUUAUGAUAGCUAUUGGGAUAACAGCUGUCUGCUUGCUUUUACUUGCCACACUUUUGGCAGCCUGGUGCUUCAAGAAGAGGCAGCAGAAGAUCUCUGUGUAUAAACUAAAUGGAAAAGAUUAUACUAGGUACCAGUUGCAACAAAUUGAAAUGCAGAAGAUUUAG
This is a messenger RNA of Python bivittatus (Burmese python), 1617 nucleotides long. It is a transcript of the gene SUSD5, whose product is annotated as sushi domain containing 5. Gene Ontology annotation, molecular function: hyaluronic acid binding. The record is from RefSeq and is a predicted model, not a curated record. Lineage: Eukaryota; Metazoa; Chordata; Lepidosauria; Squamata; Pythonidae. Gene Ontology annotation, biological process: cell adhesion; Notch signaling pathway.